AUGCCUCUCAUCCUCCGCGCACUCACCACGACCGGCCAGCUGUCUCUCGCGCUGAUAGAUCAGGCCGCCUCCAGCCUCUUUGGCAUACUACGCACUGCAAUUCAACACAACCCCGCACCGACGGAAGGAGUUGAAGACGCGAGCGCGGAAACCCUCAUGACCAGUGAAACGGAUGAGGGUGCUUCGCUCGCCGACGACGCCUCGCAUCCUUCAGAAGAACAACGCUCAGGCUCAUCUUCGGCGUCAGACUCUUCGGACUCUGACUACGAAGAGAGCAGCGACAGCAGCGAAAUAAAAGCGUCUCUCGAUGAAGUGGUCCCCGAGACGCGCUCGCAGGAGCACGAAGAGCAACUGGAAACCGCCGACCCCGAGCAAGACGCUGGCGAACCCGUCGCCUCUGCCUCAUCUACUCGGAGUACGCGCUCGGUUUCUACUCAAGGCACUUCACGGGACGCCCGGCGCGCGUCGAACCAUCCCUAUAGGUACUCCGCAGCACCCUUUGCCAGCGGCACUGCCAACCUUUCAGAACAUCUUCAGAACUCCCCCGUCAGGCGCCACCGCGACUUCCUUCGCGCUGGCCCUCGCACCCCAUCCCCGGCCCCCGCUCCUAUAGUCGCCGCCACCACGCCUCGCCGCGCGCAGCCGCAAACCAACGCCGUCGCAUCGGGCUCAGGCUCGCGCCCUGCGAAGCGCCCCCGGGACUCCGACGCCGACGACAGCAGCGCCUCAGACACAGAGACAGAACUCGACGAGCCCCCACGCACGCGCCGCCGGAGGUCGAUAUCGCACCCCGGGUGUACGCGCACCGAGUGCGAUUUCGCAAGGAACCUCCCUCUCUUGGACCACGGGUUCAGCGCGCGGAUGGCGGAGAUGGAGGAAGAAGAGACCUGGAGCACCGCCGCGCAGGCGUCCGACGUCGCGCCGGACCCGGAGGAUGCUGUGUUCGAUAACAUUUCCGACGUGGACGCGGACCUGAACUACACGGUGUUCGAGAACACUCGGAGCAGGACGCGGGGGAGGAGACGUUCUCGGGAGGAGCGGGAGGACGAGGACGCCGAUGCGACAGAAUGCUCACAGAAGCGUCGUCGCCGCACUUAA
Molecule: messenger RNA, 1098 nt
Organism: Trametes versicolor FP-101664 SS1
Lineage: Eukaryota; Fungi; Basidiomycota; Agaricomycetes; Polyporales; Polyporaceae
Exons: 5
Coding region: 1-1098 (365 amino acids)
Source: RefSeq, a predicted model, not a curated record